AUGGAAAGUGAUGGCACCAGCAACUCCAUAUUGCCAUUGGGGAUGCUCGAGGCCCAGCUCGGGCAGAUUGACUUGCUCAUGGCCAUGUACCCUGCACCAGGCAACGUCGUUCUCGGCGACUCUGACAAGGCCACCCUAGAGCGCCUGCGAGAUGCGAUGGCGGAAGACCCUUCGCUGGAUACAUUGCCCGGAUUCCCAGAUGUCGACUUGCUACUCGAGCUAGAGCUCUCUACACAGGACAAUGCGGAAUUGCCCAAGGCGAUCCAACUCUGCAUCACCAUCCCGCUCUGCAUUCAGCAACAUGUUACAGACGAGGCACCGCCAGCGCGGGUUAGGCUGCAGCAGCCAUCCUGGAUGAGCAAAGCAGAGGCCAACAAUCUGAUGGCGGAGCUGCCUAAAGAGGACGACCUCUUUGCGACAAUUGACAACAUCACCGCCGCCGCCAGCUCGCACCUCUCACAAGCCCAGACGCAGGACGCCGCUGCCGCCUCGCCACCGUCACGAGAAACCGAAACCCUGACGCGCGUCUGGUUCUACUUUCCCUCCAUCAGCACGCGUUCCAAGCGCGACGACCUGGUGCGCCACGCGCCGGCGUACGGCCUCACCGGGUUCCUGCUCGCCGGCAAGCCAGGCAUCCUGUGCGUUGAGGGCGGCUCGCAGGCCGUCGACGACUACAUGAAGUACAUCAAGACGGAGAGCUGGGGCGACAUUCCCGCGCACCAUAAAAAAGUCAGCGAGCGGUAUCGGCAGACGGGCCUCGCGGCGCGCGCCUUUGCUGGCAUGUGCGAAAUUACGGGCGAGCUGGAGCGGCGCGGCGAGAGGGCCAACAGGAACGACAUGAGGGCUCUCGAGGCCUGGCUGGGCGAGAGGGGUCUCGGAGAUGCCUUUGCAAGGGUGCUCAUUUGA
Molecule: messenger RNA, 906 nt
Organism: Beauveria bassiana ARSEF 2860
Lineage: Eukaryota; Fungi; Ascomycota; Sordariomycetes; Hypocreales; Cordycipitaceae
Product: DUF1115 domain protein
Exons: 1
Coding region: 1-906 (301 amino acids)
Source: RefSeq, a predicted model, not a curated record